AUGUCAAGUGAGAAGUAUCCUUCGGUCUCAGUUCUUCAAGGCUUGUCCACGGAACAUGUCAAGAAUUCAUCCACGGAUAUUCAGUUGAUUCCCUCGCCAAGACCAGAUUUGUUGAGAUCAGCGAACCACGGUGAUUUCCGUGAUGACCUGACCAAAGACGGAUUUGCCGUGAUCAAGGGGGUUAUUCCCCCGGAGCGCGUCACGCAGUAUCGUGAAAAGGCCAAAGAAUGGCUCCUUUCAUUUGGCACUGAGCUUGAUUUCGAGGACAACAAUACCUGGAUUGAGAAAAACUUGCCAGUUCAGAAUAAAAUCCGCACCUUUGCUGGGUACUGUGUUUCCCAUGAAAAGUUUAUGUGGGAUGCUCGAACGGAACCUGCCGUCCUAGAAACGUUCGCUACUCUCUGGGGGACAGAUGAACUUUUGGCGAGCUUUGACAGCCUAAACAUCACGUUCCCAAAUCGACCCGACGCACCAACACGGAAACCUUGGGAACACGUGGAUCAAUCGCCUCUUCGACGGGGACUACAUUGUAUACAAGGUAUCAUAUGCUUGUCGUCAUCCGGUCCCGAAGAUGGUGGUCUUGUCGUAUGGCCCGGCUCCCAUGCGCAUAACGAAGAAUUUUUCAAUUCCCGUCCAAACAAGGACUCUUGGCUGCCGCUCAAAGACAUCUACUUCUUUCCACCCGAGCAACUGAACUGGUUUAGAGUCCGAGGUAUGGGGCCACACAAGGUCUGCGCGGAGCCUGGGGACCUCAUUCUAUGGGACAGUCGCACAAUCCACUAUGGAUCUGAUCCCACACCAAAGAGUAAUCAGAUUCGAACGGCCAUAUAUGCAGCAUACACACCGGCUUCCAUGGCAAGCCCCGAACAACUGGCUCUCAAAAAGCAGGUCUUCGAGCGUUGGGGAGGAACCACUCAUUGGCCCCAUGAUCACGUAGUGGUGCGCAAUACUCAUGUGAUGCUUGAGGAUGGGACAAGGGAUCCAAGAGAUAGAGAUCAACCGUUAGAGCUUCCACAGUUGAAUGAUAAACUGCUGAAGCUUGUGGGGGCUAAGCCUUAUUAG
Penicillium crustosum is the source of this 1062-nucleotide messenger RNA. Its product is annotated as phytanoyl-CoA dioxygenase family protein. NCBI's taxonomy places the organism in Eukaryota, Fungi, Ascomycota, Eurotiomycetes, Eurotiales, Aspergillaceae. The record is from RefSeq and is a predicted model, not a curated record. Bases 1 to 1062 code for a protein of 353 amino acids. The transcript has 2 exons.